AUGUUAUGGUUCGUUGAAACGUUUGGCCUCGAGUUGAUCCAAGGACUUUCAGGAACAAAAAAGUCGAUUAUGCGAUCGUGAGGACGGCCGUGGCUUUUUGGUUAGUUGAAAACGACAAAGCUUCUUUCAAAAAAAACCUUCUAGGGUCCCCAACAGAUCUUCCUUCUUUUUCCCUUUUGAAAUUUUUCACAUCCUUCAUGAAAAAAGAUGCGCAACCAGGGGAUCCAAAAAAGAAACUCUGAGGCUAUAAAAAGAGGCUGUGAAGCUUUUUUUUCCACCACUUUAGGAACUUUCAGCAAACCUUUUUCAGCUAGUUCUGAGAACCCUCAAGGUUUUUCCAUCUUACCUAUGACCUUUUCAGAAGAAGAAUAUUUUUUUUCUUAAGGUUCCUGGGCCUGUGCAACAACUAUGGUUACGUGAUAAUGUUGAGUGCAGCCGAAGACAUUCUCAGCACUCAGAAACACAAAGUCACCAAUCAGACGGCCACUGACACUUGCGAUGUUUUCUUUUUUUCAUUUUCCAUGGGGAAAACCAAAUUUCAGACUUUCAUUGACUCCAGGCAUUGCAAGCCGCCCACGGGAGAAGUUCUGCUUUCGGAUAAUUUGCCGAGUUUGAUCGUCAAGCUCACUUUUCCAUUUUUUAUGGAUCGCUUUCCAUUCGGGUAAGCGUAUCGCUCCAUUUAAAAUCACAUAAAAAUCUGUAACUUUUGUUCAAGAUUGUUAGGCGCGGACUUGUUCUGCGUCGUUUGGGUUUAGGCUGAGUUGGAAAAAAAAGAGCGUUAUGGUAGAAUUUUGCUUCGAUUUAUACUUGAGUCGGUUGCUAAAAUGAAUUCGCUUUCUUUUUUUCUUACUUUUUUGGGACUUCUGACUUUACCAAAAGGAAAAACUUGCAGUGCUCGCGUGGCGGUGGUCUGCGCCCUCCAGGCGACUUCCUACUUCGUCGUCGCCUAUUCUUCUUCGGUCGCCAUGUCGCUGGCAGGCGUCGUCUUCGUCAGCUUGGGCGGCGGUCUUGGCGAAAUCACCUUCCUCGCUCUUUCUGCUCACUAUCCGAAGUAGGCCUUCCAUUAGUUGGAUAUAUGGCAGAAUACUCGGACCUCGGCGACCUAAACUACACGCGCUCCGGACGUUUCUGAGUUCCUCUGAGUGUUUCUGUGAUUUCAAUUUUGGAGACCACUUCAAAGUUCGCUCUAGUGAGAUGAUUCAUUGCCCUCUAUUUUUUUUAUAGACCCGUAAAUGUAUUCAAAAACCUACCAUUUUAAGAGUGGCAAUAGCCGGCUGGUCUUCGGGGACCGGCGCCGCAGGACUCAUCGGCUCCUUUUCCUACGCCUUCCUCACCGAGCCGCACAUGGCCAAUCUCACGCCAAAGACGGCUCUUCUCAUUCAGCUUUUCAUUCCGGUUCUCUUCGUCAUUGCGUAGGUCCUUUGUCAAAGACAUCUUCGUCCAGUCUGAAAACCUCGAAGAUGAUAUUUUUGUGCUUAAAGGUGCUUAGGAAGAAAUUUUUCACACUUAUCUAUCUGCCGUUUUUUUAAUAAUGAAUUUUGAAAACUUCUACCUUAAUGACGGCCUAAAUCCAAUUAUUUAGAUUGAAAAAAGUUCCUAGCUUUUCAAGAAAGAAAAUUUAAGAACUCCUCUAUGUUGGUUAUCAUAACUUGAUUCUUAAGAGCCUAUGAACUUCGAGACCUGAUACUUAUUUCUCGUCUUGAUCUAAUCUAUCAAUUAAUAUCAUUUUUGACAUAUUCUGAGAUUUUCACCCCUUUUUUCAGAGCUACCAGUGUGUAAAAAAUGAAUUGACUAUUUUUUCAAUAGAGAUCAGUAGCCUAUUUCUUUCCAGAUACUACAUAAUGCUAGCAAAGCCGAACUCGGUCUACUCACCAGGUCUCAAUCCGCGGACUUGGAUCGUUCCGAAGGGCUAUGACAAAUUUAUAAAGGUAAUGAUGUCGUAAAAUAGGGUUUUAGUAGGAGGCGACAAAAUUUUUAGGAUUCUCAUCGAGUCCCACAGCGAGAGCUGGGCAUAACAGAUCGACUCAAGCUGAUUCCGGUGAGUCUCUUGGGCUCAAUAGACAGUUCCGGCUAUUAAUUCAGCCUAUGCUUCACUUGAUGAUACCUUUGGCCGUGGUCUACAUCGGAGAGUACCUCAUCAAUCAGGGAAUGGUCAGAAAUAAUUGAAUUUAUAUAUUUGAGAGAGGAACUUCAGACUCAAAUGAUAUUUUUUGACUGCUCUCACGGCUUCAGUCUCUCGCGGAAAAGUCAAUAUCGGUGGUAUCAGGUGACUUUUUUUUUUAUAAAACUAGAGCCAUGGAAUGGAAAUUUUCUCUUGGUCUACUAGCCUCGACAGUUAAUAAACGUGAUAACCAACAUUUUUCAGAUUUUUUUGAAGAUUUAUAUCAAAGAAUAGUAGAAAAACCUAUCUUCUGAAUUGUUUCAGGUUUUGUAUCAAUUCGGAGUUUUCACUUCGAGAUCUUCAAUCAGACUUUUCGAGUUGCCAAUGGCUGUUCUCUAUAUAUUGCCAAUUCUGCAGGUUCUCAUAAUAUUCAUCGAAAAAUCGAAAAUAGCUGAGUUCAGUUGUCCAACAUGGUCUUCUUCUUUUUCGAAGCUCUCUACUGGUUCGUCCCACACAUCGCCAUCAUCUUCGUUUUGAUCGUCUUCGAGGGACUUUUCGGCGGCGCAUCUUAUGUCAACACCUUCCACAAGAUCCAUCGAAUGGUACGUUUAAAUCAGUACGAGCUGACCGCAAGUUUUUGGAAGAAAAAGUUGUGGUAUCGUAAAGUUGUAUCCCUUCAAAGAUUUCUAGCUUUCAAUUUUUUCUAUUUAAUAUUUUUCAGGUUUUUCCAUUCAAAAAUUGCUUUUCUUCUGCAUCCCGGCAUCUAAAUCAAUAUAAUUGGGAUAAAAAUCUUUUGAUGAAUGUUUAUUUCGCUCACAGACAGAUCUGUGGCGUGGAGGAAGAGAACCAUGAAAGUUAUAUUUGCCUCCACUUCGAUAAAGUUCCACUUUAAUCUAAAAAAAUUUUAGGUCGAAAUCGAAGAGAAUCAAAAAGAAAAGUAAUCUAUAAACGAGUUGAAUCAUUUUGUGAAAUUUGCAGCUUCCUUAUCAAAAACCAAUUUUUCAAACAACUUUUAAAUCUUCUUUGGUCAUCCUCAAAAACCAUAACUCUGUUUAAGCCGUUCCAGUAUUUAUACACGCGUUGCGUAAUAAAGUUAUAGUGAACAUGAUGGAUUGGUGGUGGUUCGAGUUUAAGGCCGUUGCCUCUCAGUUGGUUUCUCUAUUUGAUAUCGUUUGUAAUUUGAAUGGAGAUGGACACCAAUAAUAGCCAUAUAUGAACUGAUGUGUAAUUAUGAUAUCUUUUUCGCAGACGCCUUGUCCAUAGAGUGUCUAGAGAAAGGGAUUUUUAGUCUUACAGCAUAGGUUUCUUUUUGGGAGAAGCCGUUUGGUGAAUUUUUCUUUUGAACCGAUUCUAGCCUGUUUAUGUCAGAUUGGGUUAGUGGAGAGAAUAGCUCCGAUCCAUACUCUAAAAUUGGUAGAAUUUUGGCUUUAUAACAGUUCAUAAAGUUUUUAACGGAAAAAGUGAAGCAACGGAAAAGAUUAUUGAUUAUACGAAUGCUUUUUUUGACUAUUAUGUCGAUAUGAUGAUGCAUUUUCAGAUCGGAACUGAAAUUAACUCCUAAAUCUCUAAUCACCUCUUGUUUGGGGAUGGAUUCCUCUCCUAUUCUAUAGUCGUUCCAGAUUCCCCUUCUUUUACCAUACCGCACAUAGACGCUUUUAGAGCUAGAAAUAGAUAGUUGCCUUUCUAAAAAGCCAGUAUCUUAUUGAGUUAAUAUCUGAUUGCAGCUUGAGGUUAUAAUUAUCAGUUUCUGAGCUUAUGAAUAAUUUUACAUCAUCUGCAUAAAUGAGCAUUUUUUGCUAUGUUUUACGACACUAGUUAUAUCAUUUAUGUAUAUCAAGAAAAAAACAACGGUCCUAAGCAGCUUCCUUGUGGAACCCCAGACAACACCUCGGUUUCGUUGGAUACCUCAUCAUUAAGGCGGACAAAUUGAGUUCUAUUUGUUAAGUACUGUGAAAACCAUUUGUGUAAGCGACCUACACACCCAUAAGCUUUUUAACAUUUUUAAUGAGCCUCCUAUGCGUGACUGAAUCGAAAGCUUUACUAAUAUCUAAAUAAACAACGUCCACAUUCUGAUUUCUACUGGCGCACUCGAUUAAAAACUUCUGUUUUUGAAGAAGUUGCGUCGUUGUAUUUCUAUUGUUGAGAAAGCCGUACUGUGAAUCAGAGAGUAUAUUGUUGCUCCAUAAGUGAUUUCUUAAAGCUCGGACAGUAGUAGAUUCGAAGACACGACAUGGAACGCAUGUUAGGCUCACAGGUCGGUAGUUUUCCGCUUUUUGAGGGCUAUUUUUUUUGAAAAUUGGUCUAACUAUUGAUUUCUUCCAAAGAGAAGGCAAUAUUGAGGUAUCCAAUGACUUCUGGAAUAUUAAUGAUAAAGGCAACGCUAGGGGAAGGGCAAGUUUUUUACAUAAAAUUGAUGAUAAGUUAUCUGGUCCGGAUGAGUAAAGAGGUUUUAAUUUUUUCAAUGCUUCAUAUACAACAUGAGGUUCUACGCUCACGUUGUCUAUAGUGAAUUGAGGUUUGAAAACUGGAUCGAAAGAUUUUUCAUCAUCAACUGUAUAAACGCUGCUGAAGUAAUCAUUAAAUACAUUUGCUUUGGCCCUGUCAUUUUGUGAUCAGUUCAUCGUUCAAAAAGUAAUGCAGAAGGCUCUUUGAUUACACGUGUUUUUUUGAUUUGACGUAAUUCCAGAAUUGUUUUUCUCGAAUUCGAUUUUUUUCAAGAAUGUUUUUUUCUUGAUUUAUUUUAUAUUCUUUUUAUGGAAUUCCGAUAAGAUCUCAUGCUGGCUUUGUAAAUUUUUUUAAAUUUUUUUCUCGGUACAAGACUUUUUUUAUAUUUUUAUAUAAUUCUUCUCAGUUUUUUUCUUUUUGAGCCUAAUGAGGUACGGAGGGAAUUUAAAAGGUUUUAUGAUUUUUUGUGGAACAAAUUCCGCUAUAAGUGGGUUGAGUAUGUCUAAAAAAAGUUGGUACAUAGCCUCCGGAGAACAACAAGUACUAAACCGAUAAUUCCAAUCUAUGUAUGACAACUUUAGUUCAAGAGCUUCGAAAUUUGCUUUUGCAUAGUCAUAAACCAAUUUUGAAGAAUUUUUGUUAAAACUAGAUUUUUCGAUGUUCAAAGUGCAUUCAACCGUGUUAUGGUCUGACAGGGGCUUUCCUAUAUCAACAGUACUGAUAAGGCUUUUGUCCGAUACGAAAACCAAGUCCAAAAUAUUGUCACCUCUUGUACAUUCUCUAACCUUCUGUGUAAGACCAUAAUCACAAACUAUUCUAAGAAAACUUUUUGAGAUUGAGUCGGUUGCACUCAAAUUGUUCCAGUUUAUGUUCGGAAAAUUGAAAUCUCCGGCAAUUAUGUGGCGUCCGUCUCCAAUUGAUUCGUAAAUAUGAAACAUAUAUGAUGAAAAUUCUGAUAUGAAAUGCGGAUUCCAACCGGGAGGCCUGUAUACAACUGACAAAUACCAGGAAUUUUUGCUAUUGAUGUUUGUAAUUUUGAUGGUAAUGGAUUCCAAUGGUUCGGAAAUGUUCUGAUGGACUUCGAAAUGUAUAUAGUUUUUUGGAUAAAGAAUGAGUAGACCACCACCUUUUUUAUGAUUGGGACGACAUAUGUAAACAGAAUUAUAAUGAUUGAAAUUCGUAAGAAGAUCUAAAUCAUCGUUUGAAUUUAACCAUGUCUCUGUAAAAAUGUAAAAAGGUUGAGCUGCUAAUUCCACAUUCUGUUUCUAACUCUAUUAACGAUUUCUUACUUUUUAACCCUCUUAGAUUCGACAUAUAAAGUUUGCUUUUUUAGUAGAACUCAUUGCGAAGACUGGCUGUUAUUAUUAUCUACGGGUUCAGAUCUUUCCUCCACCCCACCUGUCUUUGAAGGUACGUGAAGAGAUGCUGGGGCAUAGAGAGACUGGUUGUUGGUGGCGGCGAUGGCAAGGUCCCGAACGACGUAGCACUUCCGACCGACUUCUUGGUUCAUGAUGUGGCACUGUUGACGGAGGCGGCGGUCUUCUUUCAGUUCUUCUAUGCUGAGGUCGUCGCGGGCGAAUGUUCCAAACGUCGACUGUCCGAGGGCUUUCUUGAUCGGGAAAUAGCUUUUCCUUGAGGUCAAUUUCACUUUGAUGAUUCGCGUAGAACCGGCUCUUUUUGUGCCAUGACGGAAGACUUCGGCAAUGUGUGUUGGAUCGAUAUUGUUGGCUGAGAGGAUUUCACGAGCAGGGACAUAACACGGCGUUUUUUUGAUGACGCCACGCCCACUUUUUCUCCGUAAAGUGUAGUGUGUCGUGUGCAUGCACUGCGCCGCUUUCGCGCAGAAAAUUGCGUUUAUGUAGAGAAAUUUCGAUUUUUCUUAAAGACCUCUGGCAAUACGGCGGCCUGCGUCUUUAAUAUGCCCUGUUAUUUACGCUCUUAGAGCCGAAAUCUCUGCCGUUCAUAUGACGUCAUUUUGAUCAUGCUAGACUGUUUGUAGGAAAUCAUGAGUCCAGAAAAAGGUACUAAAAAGCAGAAAACUGAAAAAGUACUGAGAAGCUUAAUCAAAAAGCAAUGAGAUAAUGAAAAGGUGGCGCCGGACGUGCGAGAAUACUCGUUGUCGGCUGCGUCGAUGGGCGACAGCAUGGGCGUGAAUUUUGCCGCGGCCGUUUCCCUGCCUCUGCACCAUUGGAUGUGCCAGCAGCCCUUGCCUCAUCAUUAA
Caenorhabditis auriculariae is the source of this 6767-nucleotide messenger RNA. Lineage: Eukaryota; Metazoa; Nematoda; Chromadorea; Rhabditida; Rhabditidae. The record is from the annotation of a GenBank genome assembly.